GAAGGGAAAACCGGCAAGAUCAAUUACCAUUUACGAAUCAUCAUCACAUUCACCUCUUCCCCCGUUAAUUGGAGAAGUCAAUUCCAUUUGCAACCAACAUCAUGUCAUGGUUGCCUCGCUCAAUUGCUAAUUCUCUCCUAAUCGAUGGAGAAGAUGAAGAUGAAGGUGAUCGCCCCACCGUCGCAAACGAUUACAACAACCACCUCCCUCAAUCUCAAUCUGUAACAGAACAAGAAUUCAACCCAAACCAAGACGGAUCAGAUCCUCAAACCCUAACAACAGGUCUGAAAGAAGAUCUUUCCGAGUUUACAGAUACCUUAGCGCGUCAACUCUGGGGCGUCGCUUCCUUUCUUGCUCCUCCUCCUCCUUCUCCUCCUCCUCCUCCACCACCUCCGCCACCACUACCACUUCGUCACAGUUCUCGCACAACCCCCAAACCCGAUACAUCCGCAUCUAUUCGAAGAGAUUCCUCUGACGGUGAUAAUAUCUCGAAUUCAAUAUGCGAAGAUUCGAGAUUUGGGGGUGAAACUGGAGUUUCGAAUUCAUCUAUAUAUCCGAAUGAUAACAAAGAGGACAACCAUACGGAUUUUGUUGGUGUUACCGACGAAGUCUUGGCAUUCGCCAUGAAUAUAGCACAUCAUCCUGAGACGUGGUUGGAUUUUCCUUUAACAGAAGAAGAAGAACUUGAUGAUUUUGAAAUGUCGGACACUCAAUGGAACCAUGCAAGUUUUGUGGAACAUGUAGUACCGAGAUUAGCUGCUCUUAGAAUCGAACUUUGUCCGAUUCACAUGAGCGAGAGUUACUUUUGGAAGGUCUACUUUGUUUUAUUGCAUUCCAGGCUCAAUAAACAUGAUGCCCGUCUUCUAUCAACACCCCAGAUAGUUGCAGCGCGGGCUAUGUGGAUGAAGGAGUUGCAAAUCGAGAUGAAGUCGAAACCAGAUUUUUUGGAGGGAAAUACUUCCCACACAUUGAAUUGUCAUCAAGAUUUUAGUGCCACGUCAUCGGACUUUGUUUCCACAACUCAUCACACAGUUGCAGCUGGGAAACAACCAGUUGUGGAGAAGUAUGAGACAAAGGGUCGCGGGGUUCCAUCAAUUGAGAGUUUUGGUGAUGAUGAAGGGGUUCCAUCAAUUGAGAGUUUUGGUGAUGAUGAAGACGAUUGGAUACAUGAAAACAAUUCAGAGUUAGAUGGAUAUAAUAAUUAUGGGGUUGAUGUUCCUGUUGGAGCCCAUGAUGACAUUUCAUUUAGUGAUCUUGAGGAUGAUGACUGUACUCUGCCAAUAAGAUCCAAGGUUAUCUGAGGGGGGUUGUUUGGUUUGUCAUUGUUAAAAUUACUCAAAUACCCCUUUCACCCCAAGGGCAUUUCGCCUCUCCUUUCUCCAUGUGGAUUCAUGGAUUCAUCCCAAUUCCUGCCAAAAAUGUCUAAAAAGCAAACGC
This is a messenger RNA of Lactuca virosa, 1437 nucleotides long. The record is from the annotation of a GenBank genome assembly. Lineage: Eukaryota; Viridiplantae; Streptophyta; Magnoliopsida; Asterales; Asteraceae.